CUUCGAGCUGCGAGCUCCGCUCUCCCGCCAUGGCCCCCGCUCCGCCCCCCGCCGCCUCCUUCUCGCCCGCCGAGGUCCAGCGGCGCCUUGCGGCCGGCGACUGCUGGGUCCGCUGCGGGGCCCGCCUCUACGACCUCACCGGCUUCGUCCGGCACCACCCGGGGGGCGAGCAGCUGCUGCGGGCACGGGCUGGCCAGGACGUUAGCGCCGACCUGGACGGGCCGCCGCACCGGCACUCGGCCAACGCGCGCCGCUGGCUGGAGCAGUACUACGUGGGCGACCUGCUAGGAGACCCUCAGGGUUCCGUGGAGAAUGGGGCUGUAGCCUCUGUGAACACUCAGGAGACAGACCCUGCAAUGGAGCCAAAGCUCAAAGUGGUGGACUGGGACAAGGACCUGGUGGACUGGCGGAAGCCCCUACUGUGGCAGGUAGGCCACUUGGGAGAGAAGUACGAUGAGUGGGUCCACCAGCCGGUGACCAGGCCCAUCCGCCUCUUCCAGUCAGACUUCAUCGAGUCCCUCACCAAGACUGUCUGGUACAGCGUCCCCAUCAUCUGGAUGCCCCUGAUACUGUACCUCAGUUGGUCCUACUACCGAACCCUCGCCCAGGGCAACAUCCGACUCUUCACGUCCUUCACCACAGAGCACUCAGUGGCCAUGCCUGAGUCCGUGUUCCCGGGCCUCUUCGUGCUGGGGAUAUUCCUCUGGAGCCUGGUGGAGUACCUCCUCCACCGCUUCCUGUUCCACAUGAAGCCCCCCAGCAACAGCUAUUACCUCAUCACGCUGCACUUCGUCUUGCACGGCCAGCACCACAAGGCACCCUUCGAUGAGUCCCGCCUGGUCUUCCCCCCUGUACCAGCUUCUCUGGUGAUUGCCACCUUCUACGUGGUCUUACAGCUCCUCCUGCCCGAGGCGGUGGGGGGCACUGUGUUUGCUGGGGGCCUCCUGGGCUAUGUCCUCUACGACAUGACCCAUUACUACUUGCACUUCGGCUCGCCGCGCAAGGGCUCCUACCUGUACAACAUGAAGGCCCAUCACGUCAAGCAUCACUUUGCACAUCAGAAGUCAGGAUUUGGCAUCAGCACUAAACUUUGGGAUUACUUUUUCCACACCCUUAUGCCGGAAGAACCCCACCCGAAGAUGCAGUGACAACUCCCAGCCCUGCUGUAGCCCCUGCCCCACCCCCAGCCCCAUCCAGACCCUGCAAAGAAGAUUUGCUUGGCCAGGCAGGACGGGCUUUGUCCGGCCUUCGGGCUUGCUGGGGGCUGCUGAGAAGACCCUGAAGAUUGAGACUGACCCUGCGACUGCCCUCCUGACCCACCACAGGAAGGUCACGUCCACUUGGUGACCAAAUGGCCCUCAGGGACUAGCUCUUUCCUGGAGCAUCCCAGCUUCUCCACCAGCAUCCCUGCCCAGAGUCUUAGCCCACAGGACUGCUUUAGGACCCGGCUAAUGGGGAAUUUCCCAGGGGAAUGAAGGAAACUGACCCCUAGAGCCAGGCCUGUGUCCCACCUGUGUCUUAGCACCUCGGGCUCUCGAGCCAGCCCCCACAGUGGAGCUGCCAAUGUUCACAGCAAAGAGUGGGGUCUGCGAGGCCGGUGGCCCUCAUCUUCCCCACCUUCCUGGGGAGGAUUUGGUGGCUCUGGCUGUUCUCCUAAUGAAUGGAAAACACUGAGGUGGAUGAAGGGCUCUCACAAGAAGAGACAGCAUGAUACCUCCCACAGGCCACCCCGAGAUCCCAGGGCAGAGCCUUUGUCCCCUGCCAAUCACGAAUGCCAGCUGUACCACCAGGUGCCUCAGGCUGUGACACAUCCUGGACCCACACGCCCGGCCCUCACCUGCCUGUGCCAAUGGGCCCAGAGUAGCUGGCGUCACCUCAACACUGGCAGGAGCCCAGGCCCCUUUCUUUAGGAACCACCAGCUGCUCUAGCCAUGUCUUGCCUGCCUCUAGAAUCACAAAGUCUUUCUCCAAGGGAGGCUAAAGAGGCCUCUCCAUGGGUGGGAGCCCCACCCCAUCCCCAGCCAUUCUGACCUCCACCUGGUAUAGGUGGGUCCCUGUGCCCCCACUGAGGACCCUUCCAGCCAGUGCCACCUUAAGCCAAGAAGGGGUUUUCAUGCAGUGCCUUAUCUUUCUUCCCCUUUGCUUCCCCCACCCCAAGCAGAUGAGGUUCCAGCCCCUUCUUCCUUGUAACCAAAACUCUCACUGCUCAUAAGAGGGUCUUAUUUAUGAACUGUAUAAAUGCCCUUAGUCUGACCCCAGACCAAGUGGCUGCUCUGAUUGUCCUUUCUAAUUCUACAUGUGGAGCUUCCGUAAAAAAAUUUUAUCCUGUUUUUGUUCCCUUCUUACCCACAAACCGUUACUACUUGAAAGUUUUAAAAAACUCGAUGUGCGUAAAGGCUAAAGAGAAGCAGUUUGACGGAUCCUAUGAUUUGUACUGUUUACUGCAGAGUUAUUUAAAGAUUUUGGAAUAAAUAUAAAAACUACAGUUGUGAAAUAAAAGUGUAAAUAAAUUGUAUAUUUUGAAAAAUAAAAACAGUGAAAAAGAA
This is a messenger RNA of Diceros bicornis minor, 2546 nucleotides long. It is a transcript of the gene FA2H, whose product is annotated as fatty acid 2-hydroxylase. The transcript has 7 exons. Lineage: Eukaryota; Metazoa; Chordata; Mammalia; Perissodactyla; Rhinocerotidae. The coding region runs from base 30 to 1148 and encodes 372 amino acids. Gene Ontology annotation, cellular component: membrane; endoplasmic reticulum. Gene Ontology annotation, biological process: lipid biosynthetic process; fatty acid metabolic process. The record is from RefSeq and is a predicted model, not a curated record. Gene Ontology annotation, molecular function: heme binding; fatty acid 2-hydroxylase activity; iron ion binding.